GCUUUGCAGGAUGUCCGUGAGUCAGAGCAGGUGAGUGAAGGCAGCACACACCUGUAACUCAUUAGGAGUCUGUUGUUUCCAGCCAAGCCUCAACUUUAACGAACGCAACAUGCUUUGUUUUGCUGGAAUUAGAAAGAAAAUGAACUCUUUCGAGUUUUCAGUCACCUUUUUCAUACUGGUGUCUCAAACCAUAUCGUAUGGAUUUUGUGAAGAUAUUUCCUUCUCAAUAUGCUGGAUGAGCAAGGACGACUCCCUCGAAAGCCAAAAUGGAAACAUAUGGCUCAAUGAAACGGCACUCAAAUCAAUCAGGAGGGGAGGUAAACUCAUCUCCCUGGUGGUGCCCCCGGGUGUAGAAAACAAGCUCACGCUUCAGUACGGAGGCUCCGUGGUGGUAUGGACUUUUAAAAUCACACCAGGGAUAAAGUUCACUCAAGUCAGAGGCAUGCAGAAACCCAAACCACUACCAACAAGUGGCACUCAGGCCUUCCUGAAGUCGAUGAGCCCCGCUGAGGUGUUUGCGUGUGAAAAUGGCACGUUCUACUUCCACCAAGAGGAAAACUUCUUCCUUGCAUUUGGCCACACUAUGCGUCCCCCCAUCAAGCUCCAGUCCAGGUCUCCCUCCAUGCUGCUGGUCUCCUGGGUGAAGAACCCCCUGGCUGUCAGCGACAGCCACAAUAUCACCCUGUACCAAACAGAAGUGGGCUCCUAUAGCACUCUCACCGCGGACACUACCACCAACAACCACUACCGCUUCAGAUAUCUGGACUCCUGCAGCCGCUACGUGGCCUGUGUGGAGAUCGCAGGCACUCUCUCCUUCACCUGCCUCUCGACUAUUACUGACCCAGACAUCCCCAAGGACUUUGAGAUGACGUCGUGGAACAGCAGCAGCAUAUCUUUGGCCUGGGAAAGUCCUGAGAACCGCAAGUUCUCCCUCUUCCUCCUCACCGCCUUCUACCUCAAUGGAACGGACCACGUCACAGAGGAGGUGCCCCUGUGGCACGAGGCGGGCGAUUUGGUGUUCGUCUUGUCGGACCUGCAGCCCUGCACCAGGGUUAGGUUUGGCCUGCAGACAGUUUGCCGGGCCGGGACGGAGUCCCGCUACAGCAAGAUGGUCCUGAACGAUGGAAACUCCCCUCACUCCAGCAUCGAGGCCUUGUGUCAGACAUCAUUUGGCCCCGAUAACUACACCCUGAGCUGGGAGGUGAGGAACAUCUCGUCCAUCUCCAACUUCAGAGUGUACCAGGACGGCGUGCUGCAGGGCACCACCCUCGUCACCAGCUACACUGUGCAGGGACUUCUGCAGUGCCAGCAGUACCAGGCCAAGGUGGAGGCGCUGUGUGGCGACGGCGUGCUCAUGAGCGUGAAGACGGUCACGGCGCACACAGGAGCCAGCCGUGUGUCUGGGCUCAGGUACCGCUCCAACGACUCCACCGCCCAGUGGCAGCCCAGCGCCACGCACCACCCGGCCGUGGCCUUCCUAUACGAGCUGUCUCUGGAGAACGGCACCACCCUACAGAGCAGCCGUGUGACUGACACAGAGCUGCACCUCCCGGGGCUGGAGGAGGGGAAGACCUACGUCCUCGACGUGUGGGAGCAGUGUGACGGACAGUGGGAGUCAGAACAUUCUCACAUGUGUUUCAAGGGGGCCAAUUCGUCCGUAGGGCUCCUUCUGAGGGCCAUUGGCACUGCUCCGAACCGAGAGCUGGAUUUGGAGCUGGAUAUUGCCUAUAGCAUGGGUCUCAUAGUGGUGGUGCCCUGGUCCCUGCCUGAGGAUCUACAGGACGCUAUGUCGGAACCAAGAGCCAGGAUUGGAAAGAUUUUUAAAGAUAAGCUGCAGGAGCUGUUGAACGACUACAGUCAGCCGGCCCGCAUCGAGCUGGCCGCCUUUGAACCUGCCGACGAGCCAAACAAAACGGAGAUUCUGUUCACGUCUUUCGAUGCAACCAACACUGAGGAAGACGUGCCCCUGUCCGUUGAAGAUCAGCUGGACUACAUCCGCUCCCUGAAUACAACCGACUUCGUGGUCAAAGAUGGGCUCAUUUACUGGGACGGUCCAGAUCUGUGUGCUUUCUCCAUACAGAGUUUGUGUCCCCGUAAUUCUCUGUGCAUCAACACUCCGGGCUCCUACACCUGUGUGUGCCGACAGGGCUACUACGAUGUGAGUUCCUUCAUCAAGCCUUCGGCUUCGCAUCCAGUCUGCAAUGAAAAAGGCCUUUUCAGCCAGUGUCUGGAUAGAAUGGUGACUGGCGGGAUAGCGAAGGCCUACCUGACUUCACACAUGGGGGGAGAGGUUGACGUGAGGAUGAACGAUGGGAGGUGCGCCGUGGAGGAGAGGGGCGCGUUCUACUACUUCAGCGCCUCGCGAAAAUCCUCCGAAUGUGGAACUGAGAGGCGGGUGAACAAAACCCACAUUGAGUUCCAAAACACGCUGACCGUGAACCUGAGCAGGGUGCACACCAUCAGCCGGCGCGAUAUGAAAGUCGUCUGGAAGUGUGUGUAUCCACGACAUUACAUACGCAACACUCAAGUCGGCGUGAACAUGGAGUGGGUCUCCACCCUCUCCCUGGUGGAGUUCAACUCCUCCGUUCAGCUGGGGCUGACCAUGAGCCUGUACACUGAUGAGUCCUACGCCGACAGCUACAGCUAUGCCAUAACCCUGGAGCGCGAGGACUCGCUGUUCCUCCAGGUGGCCCUGCAGACCAACAACUCCUUUGCCUCAGACGUGCUCCUGCAGGUGGACUCGUGCUGGGCCACUGAGAGCCCCGACCCACAGGACAGCAUCCAGGGUCUCCUGCUCCAGGACGGCUGUCCCGUUGACCAGACGUUCCACUGGCUCUCUGUUAACGGCCGGGCACAGAAGAGCAGGUUUUCCAUUCAGAUGUUCACCAUGCCCCAAAGGUUGCCCGUCUACAUCCACUGCCUGGCCAACAUAUGUGGACACGACGAAGACUGUGUCAAGAACUGCAACAGCCAGCAGCGCACCAAGAGGUCAGCGAGCCAGACGGACAGAUCGGGGAGACGAGCCGCGGUCGUGUCUGCUGGACCCGUGGUGGUCAAUGAGAGGGUGAAGGCAGGAGGCUCACCAUCUUUCUGGGCAGAACACACAAUCUCCAUCAUGGCUGGAACAAUAGGCUUUUUAGGACUAACUGUUCUCUCAGUGAGUUCAACCAAAGCGAUCAUGACAUACUAUGAAAGACUGCGGCUCAAAUAAACUGCUUGAAACCA
This is a messenger RNA of Acanthopagrus latus (yellowfin seabream), 3225 nucleotides long. RefSeq lists its product as uncharacterized. Gene Ontology annotation, molecular function: protein binding; calcium ion binding. Lineage: Eukaryota; Metazoa; Chordata; Actinopteri; Spariformes; Sparidae. Gene Ontology annotation, biological process: neutrophil migration. The transcript is spliced from 19 exons. Gene Ontology annotation, cellular component: apical plasma membrane; cell surface. The coding region runs from base 110 to 3211 and encodes 1033 amino acids. The record is from RefSeq and is a predicted model, not a curated record.